AUGGUCCCCGUCCCAUGGUCCAUCACAUCUCUCUCGCUCAGCAACAUCCGUCACGGCACCGGUGGCUACUGGAAUUUCAACAUCCUCGACACCCCAACACCCACCCCGCAAGGCUUCAACACCACCUGCGCAUACUACGCCAACACCUACACCUUCGCGCUCGACGGGCCUCCGCCCUACAACGCGCCGUGCAGCAAUCCGAAUGUGACAUUUGGGUUUUUUCCCAAUGCGAAUCAUGAGUUUACGUUUAAUGUCACCCACAUUUAUGACUGUGGACAAGUGACGCCAUGUACCGAUAAUGGGACGUGGAGCUUCUCUUGGGAUUCUGUGAGAGGCCAGGAGGAUGAUGUGCAGAAUAAUUUUGGACAGGCGGGGAGUUUUGCAUCGGCUUCGUUGAGUAUGUAUCCUACGAGAGCGGUUGCGAGUUCGAAGUGUGAGUUCUGUUAG
This is a messenger RNA of Mollisia scopiformis, 447 nucleotides long. RefSeq lists its product as uncharacterized. The record is from RefSeq and is a predicted model, not a curated record. NCBI's taxonomy places the organism in Eukaryota, Fungi, Ascomycota, Leotiomycetes, Helotiales, Mollisiaceae. Bases 1 to 447 code for a protein of 148 amino acids. The transcript is spliced from 3 exons.